AUGUCCACUCUAUUGAAUUCAGCCAAGUCAAUUGUUCCAUUGCUUGAUCGUGUGCUAGUCCAGAGGGUCAAAGCGCAGGCAAAGACUGCUUCUGGUUUAUAUCUUCCAGAGAAAAACGUCGAAAAAUUGAACCAAGGUACUGUUCUAGCUGUUGGUCCAGGUUUCACCGAUGCUAACGGUAACAAAGUUGCUCCUCAAGUUAAAGUAGGUGAUCAAGUUCUAAUCCCACAAUACGGUGGUUCUAGCAUUAAAUUGAAGGAUGAUGAAGAAGUUAUUCUAUUCAGAGACUCCGAGAUUUUGGCUAAGAUUAAUGAUGCCUGA
Messenger RNA from Torulaspora delbrueckii, 321 nucleotides. RefSeq names its product Hsp10p (gene HSP10). NCBI's taxonomy places the organism in Eukaryota, Fungi, Ascomycota, Saccharomycetes, Saccharomycetales, Saccharomycetaceae. The record is from RefSeq and is a predicted model, not a curated record. Gene Ontology annotation, molecular function: ATP binding; metal ion binding; protein folding chaperone. The transcript has a single exon. The coding region runs from base 1 to 321 and encodes 106 amino acids. Gene Ontology annotation, cellular component: mitochondrial matrix.